Molecule: messenger RNA, 1437 nt
Organism: Parastagonospora nodorum SN15
Lineage: Eukaryota; Fungi; Ascomycota; Dothideomycetes; Pleosporales; Phaeosphaeriaceae
Exons: 2
Coding region: 1-1437 (478 amino acids)
Source: RefSeq, a predicted model, not a curated record
AUGCAUGGCGGCUGCUGCAUCGGUGUCACCACUACAGGCAAAGUCCCAGUUUGGCAUUACGAAAGAGGACCUAUUUUUGAGACUUCAGAAAGCCACCGAAAGAGCAUUGUUGCGUGCCAACUGGGCCAAGACGUCGAAUAUCAGGACGCUUCAAGCAUUAACGAUCUACUUGGAAUCCACCGCCUUCCUCACACGUCUGCCAACAGUCUCACACCCCUUCAACGUCACGUGCGCUCUCUCCUCUGGUACCAAAUCUGCUUCCUAGAUUUCAAGACUGCCGAAGCACAAGGUCCUCAUCCAUCUAUACGCGCUGACGACUUCGACAUCGCCCUUCCUCUCAAUGUGGACGACGAUGCAUUUGAGUUCGGCACGCCCAGUUGGCAGCAAGUCCCGCGCGACAAGAACGGCUGGACAGAUGUAACAUUGAGUCUCAUCCGCUACGAAUGCAACGAAAUCCACCGCCUCAUCUUCCGCGGCAGAAUCGAAAUCGAUCGCAAGACCCUCACACUCCACGACCUCCGUGCCCGUGUCGAAGCCCGAAAACGCCUCAUCCAAACAAAAUACCUCCAAUACCUCGACGCCUCCAUCCCUAUCCAGCGCUAUGCCGGCCUCGUCGCCACCCUCCUCAUGUCUCGCUGCGACUCCAUGCUCCUCUACCGGCACCUCCCGCAAACCUCUCUCUCCCCACGUUCCGACUCUGAGAACCGCCUGCGCGACCUACUUCUCACCGCCGCGUUGACCACCUUGGAAAUCGGCGCCACGCUCGACACGCUCCCAAGCCUGAGUGCAUGGGCAUGGUACUCCACCACCUACCAGCAAUACCACGCCGUCCUACUGCUCCUCACCGAACUCUACCGCACGCCCGACCUCCCGCGCAAAGAACGCAUGGCCACCAUCAUCGACCACAUCUUCGGGCACUGCUACGGCGUCGGCGUGCGCGAGCGCUGCCGCGACCUACUCGGCCAGGUCAAAGAGAACCUCGAGGCCUUCUACGUGAUGAAGGGCUUCAACAAGAAGCGCCCCACGCCGUCUCAACACCCGACCUUCCAGCCCUACUCGCUCACCUCCCCGCAGAAUUCGAAUUUCGGCGCACAGCACCAGUUGCAUAGCCAGGUCCAGCGCAACGCGCCCGCGAAUCUCGCGGAUAUCAAUGUUGAUUUUGAUAGUUUGCUGGGGAGCAUGAAUGGCGCGGGGCAGGGGGAUGAUUUCGAGUUCUUUGGGGGAGCGGGCGCGGGGGGCAUGCAAGGACAGCAGGAUCCGGGCGCGAUUUUUGUGCCGGUGGAUGGGGCGCAGGGGGCGGAUGGGUUUGGGCAACAGACGAGUCCGAAUGGAGGGUUGCAGCAGUGGGUGAGUAAAUGCCUUCUCUUGAGCCUUGGGAUAAGUGCUAACGGUUGUGAUGCAGGAGAGUUGGAAUUUCCCUACGCAGCCCAAGUAUGA